GUUUUCUUAGAUGUGGUUGAAAGUAUGAACGUCCUUCUCAACAGCAAUGGACAAAUAAUUAGGUCUGAUGUGGUUGGGGAAUUGAAGAUGAGAACUUAUUUGAGUGGUAUGCCCGAGUGUAAGCUUGGUCUAAAUGAUAGAGUAUUGCUUGAGGCACAAGGCCGAACGACAAAGGGAAAGACAACUGAUUUGGAGGAUAUAAAGUUUCAUCAGCGUGUACGUCUGGCCCGAUUUGAAAAUGACAGGACUAUCUCCUUCAUACCUCCUGAUGGGUCCUUUGAUCUCAUGACAUAAAGACUUAGUACUCAGGUAAAGCCUCUCAUUUAAUUUCAAGUA
Molecule: messenger RNA, 336 nt
Organism: Hibiscus syriacus
Lineage: Eukaryota; Viridiplantae; Streptophyta; Magnoliopsida; Malvales; Malvaceae
Product: AP-1 complex subunit mu-2-like
Exons: 4
Coding region: 25-294 (89 amino acids)
Biological process (GO): vesicle-mediated transport
Cellular component (GO): cytoplasmic vesicle
Source: RefSeq, a predicted model, not a curated record